This is a messenger RNA of Aptenodytes forsteri (emperor penguin), 2624 nucleotides long. It is a transcript of the gene NAA60, whose product is annotated as N(alpha)-acetyltransferase 60, NatF catalytic subunit. Lineage: Eukaryota; Metazoa; Chordata; Aves; Sphenisciformes; Spheniscidae. Gene Ontology annotation, biological process: N-terminal peptidyl-methionine acetylation. Bases 10 to 738 code for a protein of 242 amino acids. Gene Ontology annotation, molecular function: protein-N-terminal amino-acid acetyltransferase activity; histone acetyltransferase activity. The record is from RefSeq and is a predicted model, not a curated record. Gene Ontology annotation, cellular component: Golgi membrane. The transcript has 6 exons.
CAGGCGUGAAUGACAGAGGAGGUGCCCCCGACUGCACUUACAGACGUAAACCUGCGUCUUCUCUGCCACGAUGACAUAGACACAGUGAAACAGCUCUGUGGUGACUGGUUCCCAAUAGAGUACCCUGACUCAUGGUACCGAGAUAUCACUUCCAACAAGAAGUUCUUUUCCCUCGCAGCCACAUAUAGGGGCUCCAUCGUGGGAAUGAUAGUGGCAGAGAUCAAGAGCAGAACAAAGGUGCAUAAAGAGGAUGGAGACAUCCUAGCUUCCAAUUUUCCUGUGGACACUCAAGUUGCUUACAUCCUAAGUCUUGGAGUGGUGAAGGAGUUCAGAAAACAUGGAAUAGGUUCGCUCUUGCUUGAAAGUUUAAAAGACCAUAUAUCAACGACUGCCCAAGAUCACUGCAAAGCCAUCUACCUGCACGUCCUCACCACUAACAAUACAGCAAUAAACUUCUAUGAAAACAGAGACUUUAAACAGCACCACUAUCUUCCCUAUUAUUAUUCCAUCAGAGGGGUCCUCAAAGAUGGCUUUACCUACGUCCUGUACAUCAAUGGUGGACAUCCACCCUGGACAAUCUUUGACUACCUACAGCACAUUGGAUCAACGCUAGCCAGCCUGAGCCCGUGUUCAAUUCCCCAGAGGAUAUAUCGACAAGCCCAGAGCCUUCUCUGCAGCCUUCUGCCCUGGUCUGGCAUUUCUGCCAAGAGCGGCAUUGAAUAUAGCCGGACGAUGUGACUGGAUCGGAAGGUGUACAAAAAGCAAAGGAUUGUUUUUCCUUUCAUCUCCUGAACCAUCCGGCUCUGCACUGAUUCCAGUGAUGACGGCUCUUGGUCAGUGACCCAGCCCCUGGACGGGACUCCUUGUUCCACAGGUUGACCGAGAUUUGGCAGACUUCACACUUGACGGGCUGCAGCCCUGACUUACCCCCGUGGCCUGGAGCCUGCGAGCGCUGCCUGGGCAGGCCUGGCUGUCGCACGAGGCAUCUGGCUGUGCCGUAGCUGAGGGCCCUUUGCGUCACCAGUCUGUGUGCAUGUUGCACUGUCCCCGCCACUUCCCUUGCCUCUGGUUUGCUCCUAUUCGUAUACGUGAUGUAGAGGGGUUCAGUUAACGAGGUUAAUGAGUCUGCACUGACUGACCAUGUAAAUGAGCCGUAAGCGCCCUGGCAGGCCGCUGCUGGCAGAAUAUACAGUCGUGCACUUGUUGCCGGGGAAGGGGGAGCUGGGUGAGGGGAAAUGGGGAGCGAGGAUCGUGUCUGGGUCCUGCCAAGUCAGCUGCUGCCGCCGGUGCUUCCUGUGGGUAACUUCCAGGGAGGGUAACUGCCUUGCAUGAGAAACUACCCAGCCCCACCGGCCCUCUGGAGUGACUUAAAAAGAAGCAUUUAAUUCAGGAUGCAUCAAGUAGAAGGCAGGGAAUGAAAUUGCUAUUUCAUAGUGAAAUAUAUAUAUUAUACUGUAUAGAUCUUUCUGCCUUUGUCCAAGUUGGAAUGUAGCAGGGGAGGGGAGCUGGGGGUGUAGAGCCGCUGCUGCAGCCAGAGCCCUGCAGAGUUCGGUCCAGAGCCCUUCUCCUCUCCUGCGUGCACCCUCCCGUGGCACCAGGGCCGGACUCUUGCAGGAUCGUUGGGGAUGAGCCCUGUGCACAGAUCACAGCAGCUUUUCCUUGCUGACGAAAAGCUCCCCCGGCUGCUCACUGGCGUGCUUCAGGCCACAGUCUGGGCAUCACCACAGGGCCGUGCUGGUGGACAGUCUCCCUGCGGCUGUCCGGGAGACUCCUGGCCCGGCUGCAGGACCCCCGUGGCUGUGCCAGCCUGGGGCUGUGUCUCAGCUCACCGGCAGUUAGCGUCCAGCCUGCAUGGAGGCCCCAGUGUGCCACAGCCAGGCCGGGCACCUUUCCUGUGCCUCGGAGCGAGGUUGGGCGAGCACUUCGCUUUUAAGGUGGGAGUCGCUGCAGCUCACCCAGCCCAGGCACGUGUCAGAGGUGCGGGUAUCCCUGCGCCCUGCUGGGGUCCCGUUGCAAAUCACUCUUCCCCUGCUCAGCGCCAUGUUCCUCGUUCCCCUCUCAUUUUGAAACUGGGACUUGAGCAAAGGAGGUCUAAGCCGCAGCUGGUGCAUCGCCUGUACGUGCAGGCAGUGCCAGCUCUGGCAGCGGGUGUGGGCAGGGUGUGGGGGUGAGACACAGUACAGGUCAGGCUUAGACUUUUAGAAGAGAAAGGAAGCACGUUGAGAUCUUGCAGCCUGGAUGACCGUACAAAGAAGUCAUUUCCAUGUCUAAACCCCAGAGGUGGGAGUAAAUUAAUAAAAGGGUGCAGGAAGGCGAGCUUGCUGUGCGUGGUACCGUGCUGCUGCCCGAGAAGGGUGGCUGGGACUAGCUCCCCACGGCCGCCAUGGGGCUGGCACUGUGUGCUGCUGCUCGGCUCAGAGGUGGCUCUGGCACAGAAAGCCCCGGUGAGCGCAGCUUCCCCCGUGGCCGUGGCCGGCCCUGCAGCCCGGACUGCAGGAAGCAGCUUGAUCCAGCCCCGGGGGGCCGGCACAGAGCGUGUUUUGGAGCAGCAGCGGGCUGUUUUGCUGGGAGGUGCUGGUCCCGCUUCCGGGGCUCAAAGAAAGAGGUCUAGCGCAAUGACUGAC